Molecule: messenger RNA, 787 nt
Organism: Podarcis muralis (Common wall lizard)
Lineage: Eukaryota; Metazoa; Chordata; Lepidosauria; Squamata; Lacertidae
Source: RefSeq, a predicted model, not a curated record
AUGAAGAGGCGGGAGGAGCCCUCUGCAGAGAGCCAGCAGGGAGCCAUGCCGGGCAGCGGGGGUGCUGGCAAGGGGGAAGGCGUUAGGGCAGCCCUCCAGGAGGAGGAGGAGGACGAGGAGGUCCCAAGCUGGGGGUCCUCGGAGCAAGCCCCCCCGGAAAGCGCCGCGCUCGGGCACUGCCAGGUGCCCGCAUCACCCCAGUUUCAUCUUGCUCUUCAGACCAUUGACCAGUUUGAGUUUGACGGCUGUGACAACUGUGACUCCUACCUGCAGAUGAAGGGGAACCGUGAGAUGGUUUAUGAUUGCACCAGCUCUUCCUUUGAUGGCAUUAUUGCCAUGAUGAGCCCUGAGGACAGCUGGGUCUCCAAGUGGCAGAGAAUCAGUAACUUCAAGCCCGGUGUGUAUGCAGUGUCUGUGACUGGCCGCCUACCCCAAGGCAUUGUCCGGGAACUGAAGAGUCGCGGUGUGGCCUACAAGUCUCGGGACACAGCCAUAAAGACCUAAGGAGGAGGCGUUCCCACCCACCCCUCUAUUGAUGCUCACACAGGCCUCCAUUUCAGAAGAGACACCUGUUCAGAACUGGCCUAACAUUAAACAAAUAUCUCUUUGUGGGUGUGGGUUCUUUGUCUGGGGACCAAGAGUGGACUGACUGCACCAUCCUCCUCCCUGCUAUCUGAGCUAGAAGAGGGGCCUUCCUGAGAGGCUGUAAGUAGGAACGGCAGAAGUUUAAGUGUUGACGAUUUCUGUAAAUAUUCCUAAUAAAUGUGGUUAUGGUGUCAGAAAUUCA